This is a messenger RNA of Podarcis lilfordi (Lilford's wall lizard), 31727 nucleotides long. NCBI's taxonomy places the organism in Eukaryota, Metazoa, Chordata, Lepidosauria, Squamata, Lacertidae. The record is from the annotation of a GenBank genome assembly.
CUAAAUAGAGAGAAGAGGACGUGGAAGAAAAAACACCUUGUGCUACUUUACAACAGAGUGCACAGAAAGAAAGCUGUGUACAAAGUAAACAUAAAAGAGGUUCUCUUUAGGUGCUUCAACUGUAUGAAAAGCUAGGUUAUGCUUAACAGUGGCCUCAGUCAAGACACCCUAGCAACAACAGUGCUAAAGAAGGCAGACGGCAACACCAAAGUAGGAUACUAAUUUAUAUGUAUAUGUGCACAUUUAGAUUAUAUUUCUAGUUAAGUUACAAUGUUUCUAUCUACCAGGUGACCUUUGUGCCUGCUAGGUGUGCUUUAGAGACCCUACUGCAUCUUCCCCUUCUUAGGGUUCAUUAUCUUUUCCUGGUCCUGAACUGGGCAGCCCUUCCAACAGAGGAUGACCCUGUCCAAAGUAGUCCAGCUGAUCAUCCUGACUUAUAAACAAACUGUGGUUUACAGCUGCUUUCUUUUUCAGUCCAGUCCAAAAGUGCAGAAAACUUUGUUUUUGCACAAAUAGAGUUUAUACCUAGUACUGGCCCCAAUCUGCUUUCUGGGCCCACUAUCAAUGUGCUUUAGUAAGUGGCAUCUACAUCCAAUGCACACUGGAUUCUGGAUUUCUGAAAAGUUAGUAUUUUGGAAGAAAGUUGCAGAAUAGAUUAUGAUAUAUAAAGGUGAUUUGAGGACUGGACAAAACUCUUCCUUUUUUAUGGGUUGUGUCCAAUGCUAGUCCUAUUCAGAGUAAACUGACUUAAAUCCAUGGACUUAAGUUACUUGUGUCCAGAAGAUCUCCUCUGAGUAGGACUAGCACUGGCUACAAACCUAUGUCCCAACAUUUGGAAACCUCCCACAUACAAUUUUUGUUUUUCAACCACAAACACAGUGUGAACUUUACCUGUUUUAUCAAAUACAGCAGAGUGUACCCACUGGGACCAGUAUGAUGACAAUCCAGUAAACUCAAUUUAAGAGGUCAUUUUGAGUAUUCUGUCAUGCUAAACAAACCAUUAGCUGAUACAGACCACCAUGUCUUAGAGACUCUCCAGUUUCAUAGAGAAGGAAAUGCCAUCUCUCAAUGUUGGGGAGAUAAGCUACUUCAAAGGCAGUUCUCACGUCAUCUGCAUAUCUCCUUCUUCUGCUUUCAGACUGUUGAGAAGAGGAGGAGGAAGUGGAAGAGAUGGAAUCCAGAGGCAAAGCCCACCUCAGACUGAAGACCAAGAUGAACAAUGCCUUGUGAGUACAUAGAUUGGUUUCAAUUUAUCUUGGCCAUAUUAUUAUUAUUAUUAUUAUUAUUAUUAUUAUCAUCAUCAUCAUCAACAACAGCAACAAAACAAUAAUGUUAUUAUUAUUUUAUUAUUUAUACCCCGCCCCUCUGGCUGGGUUUCCCCAUACUACAUAUAUAUGCUACAUAAGUGAAUGACCUAUGUUAGACUCUCAAACUGUGCUUCAGAACAUUUUCCUUAUUAUUUAGAAACUGUGUCUUGCUUUUCAAGUUCACUGCCACAGAAUUGCAACCCUGUGCACCUGUAUAAAUGCUCCCCUCCCAGCUAGAUGAAUUGAACUUUUCAACUCCAGGGCUGUAUUCAGAGAGCUUUAUGUAGUGCAAACUUAACUGUGCUGAGUUAAUGUUACAGCUUGGAAGGAGGAAUGUAGGUGGGUCAGAUCAUGGUCAAGAUAGCAAGCACCCUAUAUAUUCAAAGGUGAAAGGAGCUGAAUGUCUGAUCUUGAAGUGUGCACUGAUUUCCUUUCCACCAAGACAGUCCCUUGCCCUUUGUGAACAGAAUGUGAACUUUACCUCUAGGGGAUUGUUCUUAAACUGCAGUCUCACCAAGCUGACUCAGAGUUGUCUGUCAAAUGCUGACAGGGGUCUGGCAGCAAAUACACCAAGCUCUCAAGAGAUCAGCCAGACUAAAUAGGGGCUUUGUAAGGUUUCCUACAAGCCUCUGCGCUAAAGCAUCCAGAGAGAAUUGGAAAAAGUGGGUAGAACGUUUAAAACAUUUGCUUUUAUGUAUUAAAACCUUUAUACCCUGCCCUUCUGGUGCAAAGCACCUCUCAGGGCACCUUACAACAACAAUUAAAAUUACAACUUUAGAGUGUUUAAUUGGUAGCUAUUUAAAGUCAAGCAUACAAUCCAAGGGCUUCUGGGUAUUAUACUGUAGCAGCUGUGCCAAAAACACACAGCUGAGGUUAAGCAGGGACAUUGAGGGAUUUGGAAUAUGUUGACUGUGUACUGGAGUUUACAAAAAGCCACAAAGGGUUUUAGUUAAGAGUGUGUAGCAAAGAUGGUGAACCUCAGAUCCAGGGGCUAAAUGUGGCCCUCUAAGCCUUUUGAUCCAACCCUCAGGAUUCUCCUCAGAUCUGAUCCCCUCACCAGUCACACAUUUUAUUGGGCCAGCUUUACGCUAUCCUUGAGGGGUUUUGCCUGGCUGGAAUGUCUGCCCAGCCUAGUACAAAGCACCAGAGCAGUGUAAUGGAGCGCAUUUCUAGUGCUGGCAUAAAGAAUUCUGGGUAAUGUGUAACACUGAGGCUGGGCAGAGCCAGUGAGAUUUGGGGAGGCAAAGGACUCAGCUAUACAGGGGCAAAUAAAAAGUAUUAAGUGAGUUUUAAUAUACAAUGUGACACUAGAUGGCAAUGGUGAGCCUUAUGGAAAAUUCAAUGUAUUUUUAAAAACCCUUUUUAAAAAAGCAUUUUCAGAAUGGUUUUUAUAUGUGUGUAGAUUCCACCAAAGCAAAGAAGGUGGAAGGACUUAGUAAGAUGACUGAUAAAUGCAUACCCUAGUAUCUUGUUAUAUAGGGUAUCUCAUUAUAGCUUAGUUAGUUAGAGUGUGGUGCUAAUAGCACCAAGGUGGCAGGUUUGAUCUCCAUAAGGGACAGCUGCAUAUUUCUGCAUUGCAGGGGGUUGGACUAGAUGAUCAUCAGGGUCCCUUCCAACUCUAUAAUUCUUUGAUAAAAACUCUCUGUGCAGCUCCCAACCAGUAAAAACAACACAUAUCUGAACCUGCAACAACAAAAUUAAAGCAGCAGAAUGGUAAAGCAACAGGAGUUGGAGAAUAAAAGAAAAGAAAGGAUAGAUAAAAUCAGAUAUGACUGAUGUUUAAAAAGCUCUAGGAAGAAUAAAAGAUACCAAAAUGGCAUUAAGCAUAGGCACCAUCCAGAUCUCCCUAGGCAGAACAAUUCAAAGCCAGGAAGCUGCAACUGAAAAGGCCUCUCACCUGUUCCUUCAGACCAAGGGCCUCCAUCAAUGCUAUCAACACAGGAACAGCUACAUGCAGUAUUAUUAUUAUUAAUUGGAUUUAUAUACCGCAGUAGAGACUAGUCCAUGAGGGCGAACAGGGCCCUGCCCCACCAACCUCAGCCUGCCAGCCACAACCAGACCAUACAUUUAAAGUACCCUGAUACUGCUUUAACAGUCAUGGCUUCACCCCAAAGAAUCCUGGGAACAGUAGUUCAUUAACAGUGCUGAAAGUAAGUCAGGAGACACACACGCACCCUGAGCUACAAUUCCCAGUUCUUGGGGUCUGCCUCAGGUGGCAAAAUGUCUUGGGCCGGCCCUGUCACCAGACAUAUGUGCAACUGUGGCAAGGCUUUCCCUUGGUCCAGAAGGGAGCUGCCACAACAGCCUCAACUGGGGGCAGGCGGCCACCAACUUGGGGAGGCUGUAGAGAAGAACUGGAAAUUUUAAUGGCAAAUAAGGCUACCAACAGCUGCUAACUAUGACUGCUAUGCUCUGCCUCCAUAGUCAGAGGCAGUAAUGCUUCUGAAGACCAGUUAUAGGAAACCACAAGCUCCAUGGUCAGACAAGCCCACAGUACUUUGUCUUGUUGGGAUUGCACUUCAAUUAGGAAACUGUGAUUGUUAAUCUGGGGAAAGUUAGCAAACUGGAUGGUAAAUAAUGCAUUUCUUAAUGCAUUACAGAUGAAUCAGAUAAUUUCUAGAAGCUUUCUCUCUAGGGUUGCCUGAAAUUCUGCCCUCCCUCAACACACCUCCCUGUUUGACCUGUGGUUGUUGCAGUGCUCAGGACAAAGCAACACAGAAUCUUGCAUUUGAGUUUGGAGUUAUCUGCCUGGAACAAGGACGAUUAACAAGCAGGGCAGAUGGGGAAUCUUUGGGGAUAAGAUCAAGAGGCUUAUAUCAGGGAUACAUGGAAACAGAGAACAAACUGCAUUUUAAUUACAGCUGUGAUAAAAGCAGAAGGCAGCGUGGGGGGAGGGGAAUUCAGCCCCUGCUUUUGGUCAAAUCCAGCUUUUGACUUGGAGCUGAAACUGCAUUGGUGACGUGUGUGUGUGUGUUCCCUUUCAGCUCAGCCAAAUGCCAGCUUCUUCAGAACCCCCAAGAAACUGUAGGGUGGAUUGUAGUUUUUAAGCAGUUUGGAGAGGUGGUAGAUAAGUGCCCGUUACAUAGGGCCAAAUGAGAGGAUACACCAUUUACACAACUGGAAGUUCUGUAAAUAGCUUUUGGGGAGAAAUAUAUAUUUCCGAUAAAGGUAAAGGUAUCCCUGACCAUUGGAUCCAGUCGCAGAUGACUCUGGGGUUGCGGCGCUCAUCUUGCUCUAUAGGCCGAGGGAGCCGGCGUUGGUCCGCAGACAGUUUUUUCUGGGUCAUGUGGCCAGCAUGACUAAGCUGCUUCUGGCGAAACCAGAGCAGUGCAUGGAAACGCCGUUUGCCUUCCCACCAGAGUGGUACCUAUUUAUCUACUUGCACUUUGACGUGCUUUCAAACUGCUAGGUGGGUAGGAGCUGGGACCGAGCAACGGGAGCUCACCCCAUCAUGGGGGUUCGAAUCGCUGACCUUCUGAUCAGCAAGCCCUAGGCUCUGUGGUUUAGACCACAGUGCCACCCAUGUCCCUUUUCCGUUACAGGGGACCUAAUCUGGAACCUGCUCCUGGCAUGGAUGGGUGGGGUAGAGUGGUUUUAACUCAUUGCCCCCUGCAGAAGUGCAGAUUGAGAUUGGGUCUCAGAUACUUAUUUACUUUUUCAAAGCUGUUCACACAACUGCUAACUGCAUGUCGGUUGGUUUGGGCCUCUGAGACAGUUUGGCUAGAACAUGAAUGGCCAGACUGGGCCAUAUCUGGGCUUCUGUAUCUUUAAUAAAUAUGUGGCCAAGGGAAUUUUGGCAGGCUCUACAAGAGCUGUACCUGUGGGAAUUCCCCUGUUAUGCGGCUGUUAGAACAUGGGCUAUACCUGGGCAAAGGGAAAAGUGAAGGGGGGAAAGCUCUUGCUCCACUAACACACUGAUGUUUGUUUUUAUGUUUAUAGAUUCAUGGGAUGUCUAUUUUAAAACAGAAGUAUCUCACACAUUCCAACUCUACCUGUUUAUUGCUGGGGACAAUCUGAUCCUUGAUAAAUCACAGUCCCUAUGUUGGCAUUGGGGGUUAGGGAGAAUGCCUUUUCAAAAUGCUCGCAAACCCCUUUGAACUAGACAUCCCAGCUUCUUUGAAGGGGACAUAGCUCAGUAGCAGUGUGCCUGCUUUGCAUGCAAAAUGCCCUUGUUAUUCCUGGCACCUGCAGUUCAAAGGAGCAGGUAGCAAGUGAUAUGAAAGAUUCUUCUCUGUCCAAGAUUCUGAGGAGUCCCUGCCAAUCAGAGUAGGGAGUGGCAGACUAGCUGGGCAAUUGGUACAAUCUGGUAUAAGGCACCUUCCCAUGUUCUGCUGCUUCAUAGGCAGAGGCAUAGGUGGCAUUGUGGGUUAAACCACAGAGCCUAGGACUUGCUGAUCAGAAGGUCGGUGGUUCAAAGGUCUCAGUGGUACUGAGAGAGCUUUUAGUUUUGGAAAUUCAAUCAUUGCCUAUAGGGCUGAGAGAGACCAAGAGCAGCAAUAUAUUUUGAAUCAUUUGCUUCCCUGUUUUCCCCUAAGCCCAGUUCCUCCUCUUAUACCCCUUGGCUUCCUUUUUCUCUUCCAAUAUUUAGGUUGCCUCAUUGUGAUUUUUUUCUACACAUUUCAAACAUGAGCCCAACCCCUGCCAAGGAAUGGUGAUCCAAUAUUAUUCUGCAGCCAGGAUGAUGUAAUUUAACAAAAAUUGCAUAAUUCCUUUCUACUUGCUACGUUUAAAGCCCUGUCCCUGCCCUUCAUUACCUUCAGACAUUAUAUGAUUGUGGAGAAGCAGGAAGUGCACAGCACUUUCUUCUUGUUGUGUGGCUUGUGCCAGGCUUUCAAAGGAACUUGAGAGGCAGAGGAACACAAACUGGGUCCACAUGUACAGUGUGGGCAUCUCCCACAUGCAAAUGCCUUUUGGCAACAUUCCACUGGCUGGUAAAAACAGAAAGUGCAGCUCACGUUUUGCUUGCUCUCAAGAGUCAUGUUAUUAAUGGCGGUAGGUCAUGCACAUUCACAUUUUGUAAUAUAAGAAUAGAACUAUAUUAAUGUUGAUAACCACUAUGUUCCUAAGAAUCUCCCAUCUAUUUACUGGCUAGGCCAACACCUGCAGGGUAAGACAUUUUGCUGCUUGAAGUGAAGAGCAACAUGGCAGCAAUUCUCAAUCCCAUGUGCAAAACCUGAGCAACAGGACAGUGUUGUCUACUGCACUUGAGGGCAGCAGAUUAGCUUUGGAGACACAGAGCAGGGGGCAUGGGACAAAGCAGUCUGCCUGCUUCCCACCAUCUGCUGCCCGAGGCAGGCAUCUCACUCUACCUAAUGGUUGGGCCAGCGCUGCAGACUUGUUCAGUAGAGAUGCCAACUUUCCACCCACCCCUUUCUAGCUGUGCUUCAAAUUGCAGCCUGAUGAUGUGCAGAUUAGCAGAUGGCAGUGUUUAUCUCUCUGCUGUGAAAAGCUUCUCCUGCUGAUUUCUGCACAUCUGCCACUACAACAAGCCCAAGAGCAGGCCAGAAUGAUUGGGGGCUAGUUUGGUUUCAGGGAGGGGUUGUUUCUGGUCAGCUGGGAAUCCCACUUCUUAGUGUCAGAGAUGGCACCUUCAGGUAGUUCUCUAAAUUCUUGAGUUUGGUAUACCCAGAGUUAAGUGUUGUAGAAAAUGGAUUGCUUUGGUGCAGAAUGUGCAUUUUCUGCCGCCUAUCAUGGGCAACGGGGACUAAACUGGGUGAGCAUGUAGAACCAGAGGCUUAAUCUAGGAUGUAUCGGUGUGGAGAGGGACAAUUAUUUCACCCUGCUAGGCCUGGACCCUUGAUGGAGGCCCACCUGGCCAACCCCUGUGCAAAACUCUGCUUUGUGGAGCUAAAAGAGCAUAGCUGGAAUAGCUGUAACUCCGUUUUCUUCAAUAGCAGUAUUUCCUCCUCCUCGCCUUAUUACACUCCUCGGCGCCUCCUACUGGGAAAAGAAAGAGGGGAAAUGGCAGCCCCCGGCUCUGGUGUUGUCCUCUAGCAGGUUAACAUGGAGCGGGAAUUGUUUUGACCCAAGUCACAAUUGUGCUAUUGUUUUGCACCAGGCAGGGGGCCAGUCCGGAAUGAGGCUAGCGGCGAAAGCUGCCAGGAACUCUUUAUGCCACAAUUAAGCACCUGCUACGAAAGGAGUAAAAUCAGCCAAAUCAUGCGGCUGGCAAGCGAGCUUUUAUGCGUCCCUUCCCCCGUGACCCUGUCGGAGAAGGAAGCUAAAACCUGCGUCUCAGCUGCCUGCCGAUUUCAUUCCAGCCCAAUGCAGGGAAAUAAACAGCUUGGGGCUUGAAGCCGGUGGCCUCGGUGCUGGCGGGCUUGGCUGGGGAGCCGGCACUCUGAACCCAAGGCAGCCCUCCGGGACCCCCGCCCCCGUCCAGGAAGCCCAGGUUUCUUCUGCUAUGGAGAGAGAGAUCCCCGUCUUACGAGUCCGGUGAGGAAGGGAGCCGGGGGCUGGCGGGGAGGGAGGGGAGGGGGGCGCGGGGCCGAGGCCUCCCCAGGCGGAGCGGGGCUGGUGUGGCGGGAGCGAGCGAGCGAGGGAGGGAGAUGCUGCCGGAGCGCUGACGCGCAUUGACGCGCCUUUGCAUCAGCGCCGGCCCUUGGAGCGGCUCGGAAGGGCCGCGGCUCCGCUGAUCCUAACAGGAAGAGAGCAGGGACAAGUUUAUUUUGGUUAUGCAUGGAGGGGAGGGCAGGAGGGGGGAAACGAGCCUUGAGUGAGGACAAUGAGGGAUCACAUGAUCUCAAGAUGCUGGAUCGCAGCAGCUGGUCUUGGCUGCGGCGGAGCUGGGGCGCUGAUCCGCCUCCCAUUGGUCAGGCUCCAGUGAUGACUCGAGAUUUUCGUCUCUGUCCUCAUCCUGCGGGGAGGAGGGGGCGGGAAGGGCAGCAAAGCAACGCCGGGGUGGAAGGAGUCGAGUGGGGCGGACAGAGCUUUUUCGGGGGGUGGGGGGUGUAGAGUGCUGCAAGAGAACCCGUCCAGCUGGGCUGGGUGCUUGAGGCCAGGACGCGCAGGGGAGCAGAGUAGACUGGUCCAGACUUUUGCUAGAGGUGAAGUACAGUGAGGGUGCUCGUUAGCCCACAUACAUUCUGUGGACUUGUGGGGAGAGACCGUAGCUGAGUGGCAGCGCAGAGUGCCCCAGGUUCAGCCCGAUUCCCAGGCAUCUCCAGGUGAAAAGGGAGCAGGUGAUGGAUUGAGAGAGAGAUCUGCAAGAGACACUGAAGUCCUGUUAACUGCCAGGGUUGAUGAAAUCUGGUAUAAGGCCAUGGGGGUGAGAUAAAGCUGUCUGGGCCAGGCCCUGGUAAAAGAAGGCCAGCCUUGCAAAAUACAACCAUGCACUCCGUUUGUGCAAAGGAACCAACCAGACAUAUAUUUUGCUUUUGAAUCUUGUGUGGUUCUGUUGCAUUGGGAAGGAAGGAAUAUGUGCCAGUUGUUCCUCUGUCUGACAUCCCUAGAGCCCAAGGCUACUGCAGGCAGAAACUUAGUGGUCUUGUUUUGUCAGUGCCCAGAGGAGACAUAAGAAGGGGCAGAGAGAGAAAAGUCACUCCUGCAGCUUCCUUGAAAAGAAAUUGUAUCUCAGAUCUGCAUAACUUGGCAUGCAAUUAGCUUCAGAUGACAAUACUGGCCCUGAUCCACUUACUAUGUGACUUGCAAUUGUUUGAAAGUACACACCCUUCUUUGCAAUGGCCAUAGUAUGGGAGGGGGAGCUGGUGUCUCUGUAGAGCUGAAGGCAAAAUCCUGGGAUGUGGAGUGUUCAUUCUCCACUGAGCUCAAUAAGUUUUUUGAGUGCUCUCUGGUGUGCAUUAUGAUAGAACCUUUAGUAUGAAGUCAAACUGACUGGGAAAAUAUGAAGAAUGGGUAGGUACAAACUAGAUACCAGAAACAUCCGUUAGAAAAAGUGAAGAGGGCAUUGGGAAGGCUUGAGAGAAGCAUUUUUACUGGACACUGUCAAGCUAAGGCAUAAAAACCUUUCCCCCUUUCAUAGGUACUCAGUAUCAGGGACAGCAAACAGGCAAGGAUGUGGAUAGAUGAGGGGAUGGGCAGGUUAAGAAUGAUGAAGAAACAAUAAAUGGAUAUACUGUAAAGAAAACUGGCUUGUUUAUGUAUCUGAUUGUAUAAUGCAAGGGUAACAAUUACAUAAGGAGCUGGAAGAAAGCAGGAAACUGCCUAUACCUACCGAAUAUGCUUGAUUUCAUCUCAGGUCUGAAGUUGCCCACCUGUCCCUUUUUACCAUUGCACUAUCUCUAUUCGAGGGCUGUUUUUGUUUUUGCCAUAUUCAUCUUGAUCUACCUGCGACCUUGUCUAGACCAUUUGGGAACAUCUAACAUCUAGGCUGGAUGUUUCCAACUCCCCUCGCCUUCCCAGGGUAUCCAUGUCAAUAGCAGAACUAGGCUUUUCUAAGUCCCAGCAGCCCCCUUGGGACGCUCCAGCCCUACAUGCCUGAGCUUGGGGAAGGGCUUUUGCUAUUGUAUAAUUCUGCCCCCCCCCCCAAUUUAACAGAGCUUGAUGUUAGGUAACUGUGGUACACAAAGCUUUUCUUCUUAUUGUUUUUGCCCUGCUCGCUCCUAAAGAGCCUCUGCUGCCUUCCCCAUAAAUUGGGGCGGAGAGUGAUGAGAAAGGGAUGAAUGGCCCAAGAUGUAUAGAAGGGGAAAGGUGCGCGGGGGGGGGGGGGAGAGAGAAAUGUACAGGGUUGAGGGACGUUGCAGCGGGGCGGAAAGCACAGAGGGGAAGUGUGUGGUAGGAGCGGCUGCCCGAGCUGCAUCCCUCCUCCUCCCGCCCCCCGCAGCCCGUGGCCAGAGCCCCCUCCCCGGAAGGCCCGGCCGGCCGCCGCGCCGCCUGCCCCCUCUUUUGCUCGCUUUCGGCCAAUGAGCGGCGGCGGGGCUGCGGGGCGGAGCUUGCGCGGCGCUCCCGGGAGGGGGCUCUCCUUUUUUUGUGAAUGAAAAUAGGCGGUGGGCGAGUCUCGGCGCAGGACUGCAGUUCGCGCCCCGCUGCCGCCCGCCGCUCAGUCGCCCCGCGGCCGCCAGGGAGGAGGGCGGAGCGUCGCCGGCCGAGGAGGGGGCGCCCAGCUUGGCGAGGGGUUCCAUGCGGCUCGGCGCAGCCGGCCUGGGGCGAGGAAGAUGCCGCGCGAAGGGGCGCACCCGCUCGGGGGCCGACGCGGACUGUUCUGUCAGAGCAUCUGAGCCGGAGAAAUUUAGCAUCCCGCCCAGCGGUCGGCACGGCAGAGCAGGAUCCGAGCCGGGCGCUCGUGCCCGCCACCAUCAUGUCUCCGGGGAAGAGGUCGGCUCUUUCCGCUGCAAAUUGCCCCUUCAUAUGUGUUGGCGUAAGUACAGCGACCACCGCGGGACUCCCUCGGCCCCCCUUCAGUUAUUGCAGGCGCGGGAGCGGAGGGUCAGGCCAGGGUCGAGGGUCCGCUUUGCAAGUAGGGUCAAUAGUGCCGAUUUUAGGUGGGGUCGGUGAAAGCGCAAGGGGAGCUGCGUUUCCGCCAGUCUCGCUAAGCCCGGGCGUGCGCUGGUGAGAGAUGCUAGGCGCGCACAGAUUGCACGAGCCUCUCCGAAGAGCAUCGCGUACUCCUGGCGCUGUUCUUGGGGAAAUGGCUUCAAACCCAGAGGCACGCCUGGAGAGCGGCUUCUCUUCGACGCUGCGUGCUUGCCUUGGGUCUCUGUGGGUGGUUGCUGCACUGCCAAAAAGGGAAACAAACAAACGGAGUGGUCGCGCUGCUCUGGCGGGACUGGGGUGGGAUUUGCAAAAAAGGAAAACAAAGCAAACCCGGGCAGGGUGGAGAGAGCUGUGUUCUGCUCCAAGGGCAGGCUUGGCCAGGAUAUCUUUCAUUGCAUAAACCUUUUCGCAGUGUGUGGAGAGCUGUGUGCGUAUCGGGUUUCUCUCUUCCUUCACACAAGCCAGCUGCUCGCGCAGCCUCCUGUACUUUGAUGUGCUUGUAAUGUGGAAGAAAUGUGCAGUGUGCUUAGAGAGUGUGUGUGUGCACGCGCGCAUAUGGGUAGACAUAAAUAAACACGUAUUUGCGCCCCACUCCGCUUCGUUUGCGAAAGCAUCGCUCCUAUUAAGCUUUACCUCUUCAAUCUUCAUUAGCAUAAUUUUGCAGAGUAGGCACUGGUCGUAAUCUGCAGAGUUCUUUGCCCAUGCCUCCCUUCCUGGUCUCUGGGGGGAUGUUCAAGCCCUCCCACCCUUCUUCCUCUACAACCCCCCUCCCGGAAAUGCUCCGUAACCAAGGGAUAUUUUUACUAAUUAUUUUUGUUGCGCUAUUUCUCCCGGUCCCCCAUUUUGUGUUUUGUGAAAUGAGAUUGAGUGGGGUGGGGGCACAUUUAGCCUGUCGGUUGCUAGGAAACAGGUUAGGCUCCCUGAGAGAUUCUCUAGUUUCCUUGGCAACCGCAGACUGGGGCAGCUUGCAAGGAACACAAUUCUACUCUCUCCGAGAGAUAGCGGGGCAGAUUUGAUGGCAAGGAACUGAGGACAUGUCACCAAGAGUGGACGGGGUGAGGGACAGAAAAAGGGGGCACAUAGUGGAAUCAAAUGAGCAGGAGUGACUAGUUGUCGUCGAAAGACUGUCAUUGAAAUAAGAGGGGGUUGAGAUAAAGGAGAUAAGAGGGAGUUGGCAAAGGAGAUAAGGCCAGAGAGCGUGUGUGGCAGGAGAUGUGCUGGGAGGGAGGGGAGCAUCUGGAUGUGGUGGCGAUUACAGAGCCUAAGUGCAGGUCCUAGAGAACAAAAGCAACUAAUGGAUUUUGUGCACUCAGACAAAAGAGCUACAGAAAUAGACAGGGGCUGAAAUGGAGAGGAAGAAAGACUUGUUUGAUUAUCUCUCCUGCUGGUGUUGGGAUCCUUGGAGAGAGGGUUUCUUUUUAGGGGAGGGGAGUGGAAUCAUAACAGCAAGGAAGGAGAGGGGGGAGGAAAGAGGAGAGGCACAAAACAACAGUGAUAGGAUUUGUCUGGGCAAGGAUUGUCCCCCCCCAAAUGUCACAUGGGUGCUAGUUUGCUGACCGCCUCCACAGCUGCUGCUGCUGCAGCAGGAGUUUCACAUGGCACUUGCCUUCAGUUGCCUUUAUUCCACCUCCCCACGUGUCUUGCACACUCAUUUUGAAAUCCGCUCCCACUAGGAGUGAGUUCUUUUAACUGUUAACAGACCCAAGAAGCUGACUGUCACAGAGGGAGAGCUUGCUGCUAACUCUUGCUUGGGUGAAAUGGGUUUGGGGUUCAACACAUCCUGUUUUGUGCUUAAGAAAUAAGCUAUGAGGCCAAAGCCCACAAGGAGAUUUGGGCGUACAUGAAAAUCUAUUCUGCCUCUUGGUUGUGAUCACAGGCUCUCCAAAGAGAGGCAGCCACUAUUCGCACAUCAAACAGGAACUGGCCCAAUUCUUUCCCUGUUCUAAAAUUUGCUCUUUGUUUCAGCAGACUGCAUAUUUCUGAAGCAUAUGAGUAACAUCUUUAUAAUACCUAUUUAUUACUUUCUCCUCCUUUUCUCCAAGGAGUUCAAGGCAGUAUGUAUGGUUGUUCUGAUCAGAUUUAUUGCAUUUCUAUGCUGCUAUUCAUUCAAAUGAAUUUCAAAGUGGCUUACAAACAAUAAAUAACAAUAGCGUUAUAGAAUAGGGGGACGUGGGUGGCGCUGUGGGUAAAACCUCAGCGCCUAGGACUUGCCGAUCGCAUGGUCGGCGGUUCGAAUCCCCGCGGCGGGGUGCGCUCCUGUUGCUCGGUCCCAGCGCCUGCCAACCUAGCAGUUCGAAAGCACCCCCAGGUGCAAGUAGAUAAAUAGGGACUGCUUACCAGCGGGAAGGUAAACGGCGUUCCGUGUGCUGCGCUGGCUCACCAGAUGCAGCUUGUCACGCUGGCCACAUCUGCGGACAGCGCUGGCCCCCGGCCUAUAGAGUGAGAUGAGCGCACAACCCUAGAGUCUGUCAAGACUGGCCCGUACGGGCAGGGGUACCUUUACCUUUACCUUAUGCUGCUAUUCAUUCAAAUGAAUUUCAAAGUGGCUUGCAAACAAUAAAUAACAAUAGCAUUAUAGAAUAUAAUAGAACACCACAAAUAUAGAAUAGUGCAACCCAGGGUCACCCAGUAAGCAUGUUAGCUGCAUAAGGUUUUGAAUCUGGGUCUGCCCGGUCCUAGUCCAACACUGCAACCGCUAUACUAUUUUUGGUUGAUACAGUUGCACAGCACAAUUUCCUAGCUCUCUUGCUCUUUUCCCCAUGGAAGGCUGGAUUCUCCAAUUCACCGAGAAGCCCUAUAAAGGCGUAGUUGAAGAGCUGAGGGUUCUCAGUGCCUCUGGGGCUGAGAAUCACAACACAAUGUUAUGCAAGUAUACUCCAAAAUAAAUCCCACUAUAUUCAAUGAGGACCUUGUCUCAGGGAAUUGUGUUUGGCUGCAGGAUGAGGAGGUGGUGGCUGUCCACCUCUUAUUGGAAUGCAAACUCCCAUGAGCCUCAGACAGCAUGGCCAAUGCUAAGGCAUGAUGGGAGCUGCAGUCCAGCAACAUCUGGAGAGCCACAGGUUGCCCAUCCCUACCUUUAAACCUCAGUCAGCUUUCACUCCAUUGUUGCAUGAAGACAAACUGCCCUUGUUGUCCAACCUCCUCCUACCCUGGCAGGGUUGCAUAUCAGGAACUUUAAAGAUGAAAGACUCACAGUGUGUCCACAAUGGCAGCAUAUGUUUUUUGUGUUUUUUUUGGCUAGGCAUGUCUUGUGUGUUCACAUUUUUAUCACAAGUGCUGUUUUGUUGUUCUUGUUAGCAUCAACAGGUACCUGAGACUCAGAUAUUUUAGACCUGUUUCUGGGUGGUGCAUUGGCUACCCUCUGUCUUUUCAGCGCUCACUGGCUGAGAAAUGAAUUGCAUCCUUUUAACUGUACUGUAUUUUUUUCCCCUUGCCCCUUUAACCAUUUGGUAAUUAUCUUUUAUAAUAAUAGUAAGAUCACUUUGCCGCACAAUAAAUGUACGCUUCUUUCUCCAUGUACAACACAAAGUCCUCUCACAUCUUUUAUGGGGCUGUGCUUCUGCUGUGAAUAUACCUUAAUUCCCUCUUCAUGAGAAGAUGUUACACUCCCCCAGAUAGCCCAUUCAUUGCUAUUAGUGGUGUUGUGUGGGAUGCAGUUCUAUGUGUGGCAAGGGCCUCUGUUGACUGUAGCUUGUAAUAGCCAUGGUAAAGGUAAAGGUACCCCUGACCAUUAGGUCCAGUCGUGGACGGCUCUGGGGUUGCGGCGCUCAUCUCGCUUUACUGGCCGAAGGAGCCGGCGUACAGCUUCCGGUUCAUGUGACCAGCAUGACUAAGCCGCUUCUGGCGAACCAGAGCAGUGCACGGAAACGCUGCUUAUCUUCCCGCCAGAGCGGUACCUAUUUAUCUACUUGCACUUUCACAUGCUUUUGAACUGCUAGGUGGGCAGGAGCUGAGGCUGAACAACUGGAGCUCACCCCGGUCCAGGGGUUCUAACUACCAACCUUCUGAUCGUCAAGUCCUAGGCUCUGUGGUUUAACCCACAGCGCCACCCACAUCCCUUAAUAUCCGUGGUAGCAGAGAGCAAUAAGAAUACCUGGGCAAGGAAGCACUUCUGUUGUUAGAUGAGUGGAAGUUCUGGUCCUGGAGUUCUUGAAGGCAGCAUAAGGCAGGAAGAAACCCUUGCAUUAAGUAAGUUAAUCAAAUGUGUCAGGCCACAGUUACCUCUCCAGCUCCCCAAAUUAGCUCAUCUACAUGAGAUGCUGAAGAAGUUGUCUUAUUCUCACAAAUUUGAUAAAUGGUGAAAAAUUGUUUUUGAACAAGAAUAUUAAUUGUGUGAAUAAUUGUCGCCUAUGUGCUGUACGGGUUGCACAACCAUCUACAUGAGAUGGCAGCAGUUAACAGCAAAUUUGAUCAGUCCAUGUGCAUCAAAGACCCUCAGCUAUGUGCCAGGCAUUAGGACUGCAUACAAACCAUACAUUUAUAAAGCAUGUUUCCUCUCUUUACCCAAAAAAAGAAUAAUGGGUAUCAUGUUUGUUAAGGGUCCUUGGGUUUACAGCUCUGUGAAGGGAAAACUCCAGUUUCCAGGACUCUGGUGGAGGGGUGGAUACCAUGGGCAUAGCAGCAGCUUUAUAAUUAUAAUUAUUUGAUCAGAAAUGUCAGAAUCAUGGAAUAGUAAUGUUGGAAGGGACCAUGAGGGUCAUCUCGUCCAACCCCCAGCAGUGCAGGAAUCUUUUUGCCCAAAGUGGGACUUGAAGCCACAACCCCGAGAUUAAGAAAUAUCCCCCAAAAGUAAUGCCAUGAUUUUAAAACGUAUUUCCACUGAUCAGGUUGUUGGGGUGGAGGUUGUUGCAGUAUGACUUGGAACUGAUGAAACUGGGCUGAACUAUCCAAGCCUUUCCAGAGGCUUUUACCUGUCCGGCCCCUUAGUUAGAAGACUCACAGGCUUCUGCAUGCAGGAUCUGAUUCUCUGCCAAGGGGAGUUGGCAGCACCCCAGUAAAACUAACAGCCACUCUGAUUUAUGCAGGCUGGAUUGCUGAGUGGUGGUGCUCAGCCUUUCUGUGCAGAAGCCUGCUAUGCACUUCACCUCCAAAGUCCCCCUGAUGCAAUGGAGGUUGAAGGAUUACCAGUGCUGGCACCAUUUAGCCUUUCCUUAAGAACUUUCCGCGUUGUAAAUGAGAGGAAAGUACAUUGAAAAAUCCUCUUUGUACUUUUAGGAUAGAUGAAGCUGCACCUCUUUAAUGUGGAUUUUUGUUGUCAUUGCUGUUUAUUGGGGUUUUAUAUCUUUCUUUUUUCUCUUUCUUUCUUUCUUUCCUUUCUUUCCUUUCUUUCCUUUCUUUCUUUCUUUCUUUCUUUCUUUCUUUCUUUCUUUCUUUCUUUCUUUUCCCAGGUCCUAGCCUAACACACUAAGCACUACACUGUACUGGCUCUUUGUCCCCCCCUUCAUUCUCACUUCUGUACCAACCUUAUAUUGAAAACACACCAAGAAACUGACUGCAUUUGAGGAGAGCACCUCCUCCUCAUGCCAGUGUUUUAAAUACCCCAUCCUGAGCUAUGGUGUCGUAAUACUGUUUUGAGUAAGACACGGCUUCAUUGCAUAUCUGGACUUCAUGUCUGGCAAAAUACUCUGCUGAGGAUUCAUGUCUCUAAUGACUACAAACUGGCUGUUUGGUUGUGGGCUCCUGUUUUCAGGGUCUGUGUGUCCAUACCUGCUACCAAAGGUCUGUAGUUCAAAGCUUGAGUAACCAUUUUGCAUGCAGAAUGUCAUACGUUCAGUUUUUGGCAUCUCCAGGUAGGAAUGGGGAAAACCUCUGUUAGUCAGUGUUGACAAUACUGCUCAACUUGGUAUAAGGUAGCUUCCUAUGUUCCUAAAGGAUACUGCUAAAUAUCCAUACACUCCCAUGGUGGUGUCCCUGCUUACAACAACCUGUGUUGGGUCAUUCUUCUGUGCUAUGAUUAUCCCCAGUUGGGAUAGCCUUACUGUGAACUUCCCUAUCAUAGAAAACAAGGAAUGAAAAAGUCCAGAUGGGAGCCUGAGUCUUGCUGCUUUUUACUCUACUGGAAACACUGUAAGAUAUGCCAUCCCAAAUGGCAGUUGUUGCAGCCGCUUGGGCAGACAGGCAGGAGCUUGGCUGCUCUGCAGCUGCCCUGUUAUGCCCCAAAGGCUGCUUCUAUUAUGCAAGUGCAUGCACACACACACACACACGUGUGUGUGUGUGUGUGUGUGUGAGAGAGAGAGAGAGAGAGAGAGAGAGACUUGUGCAAGCACACAUGGUUGUGGAGCGGGGGGGGGGAUGGUGCUGUGGGUGGAGAGAAGGAAGGGAUAAAUUCCAUGAUCAGUCAGGUGGAUCUGGAAGUUUCUUUAACCAUUGCUGGAAAGGGAUGGACCGGUGGCUGGGGGAAUCUUACAUGAACAGGCAUGAGAGAUAAAAAGGAGGAAGCAGAGGCAGCUAGAAUCAAGUUGGCAGGGCCUGUGGUCUUAUCUGAGGCUAAAGAUGCAUGCUUCAGAAAGAUUACAUUUUAAAGGGACCCUGCUUUGGAUGGAGAGGGGUAGAGCUGCCUGGGCUCCAGACCCCUCAUGCAGGCUCUUGCUUGUUGCUCUCUGGGUUCAGUGUGGGUUGCAUCAGUCUGGAGGGGGCAGCUGUCCAAGUCUUCUGCAUCUUGGGAGGUUUGUCAUGGGGGUGGGGAGGAGAUCCCUUCUUGUUUGUGAGGGACAACCAGGUUGGGGAGCUGGUGCUUGGGGCAUGACUCCCUGCUAGAGGAGAUUAUUUUGGACACAUUUCUGGAGCAGGCCAUUCUGUUCAGCUGAUGUCUGGAGGGACACAAAUUCGGACAAUGUGGGAAUCCUGCUGAAUUGGAUUUGGGUGAGGUGAGCUUGGCAGAGGAGAAGACCAGGGUUGCUUGUUUUGUACCAGUCUCUACCAAGCCAAAGUGAAUUGCUAGAGUGGCCAGGUGGUCCAGUAGCCUCUGCUCAUCCUCCUGCCAUCAGAAACCAGAAGAAUUCAGGGCUGCAUACUGGCUUACCUAUAUCCCAUGUGCAUUAAAAAGGAAAUAUCCAGUAGGUGUUAUGUCUCAGACAUCAAAUUUUAAUAUACUUGUUUGAGUUAAUUUCUUUCAUUGUUUCCUUGUGUUACUUCAUAUUUAUAAGCUUUUGUUUUGUGUUGGUUGGUUGGACGACAUAAACAAACCUAAAUUUUUUAUUUUGCUCUGAACUCCAGUUUCUGCUUUAGUAAAUUUUGCCCAUGGCAAGAUUGGAGGAUAAGGCUAUCGAUGGCUCCUAGACAUGACACAGUCAGAGGCAGUAAUGUUUCCGAAUGCCAGUUGCUAGGAAGUCCAGAAGGGGAGAGGGCUCUUGCGCCCAGACCCUCCUUGAGGGUUUCCCCCAGGCAUAUUGGUGGGCCACUGUGAGAACAGGAUAGACUAGAUGGCCUGAUCCAGAAGGCUGCCUCCCUCCCUCCCGGGUGCUGUUUGUUUUGGACUUUACAUCCAUUUGUGGAAUCUGCUCUUGCUGCACUGUUUUCUCAGUGUGGAAUUAUUCUGUUUAUGAAUUGGUACGGAGCAAGGGAGGACAGAAUGAAGCACAGCCCUGCAACCCAUUGUGAAACAGUGAGUUGGUCAGACUGCUACUGCUGGGUAGUCUUUGUUGUAGGGCGCUGUAACAGUCAGUAACAUGGCAUUCCUGGGAGAGUUUCCUACCUUAUUUUAAACUCAUGGACAGCUAGCCUGAGAAAGAACCCAAACCAUGUAAGUAUUUCAGAGUCUGGGGGUAAUUCCAGACUGUUGCUAUUUUGGGGGUAGGAACUACCAAUCCUGCAAUUUUCUCUGGCAAAACCAGUCUGCUUUCUUCAGAAUUAGAAAUCAUUCAAUAAGGAAAGUAAGAGGAAAAUGCACUGGAAAGUGUGGGGAAACUAUUGCUUGAUAUACCAUAUUUUUUGCUCUAUAAGACUCACUUUUUCCCUCCUAAAAAGUAAGGGGAAAUGUGUGUGCGUCUUAAGGAGCGAAUGCAGGCUGCGCAGCUAUCCCAGAAGCCAGAACAGCAAGAGGGUUCGCUGCUUUCACGGCACAGCGAUCCCCCUUGCUGUUCUGGUUUUUGAGAUUCAGAAUAUUUUUUUUCUUGUUUUCCUCCUCCAAAAACUAGGUGCGUCUUGUGGUCUGGUGCGUCUUAUAGGGCGAAAAAUACGGUAAUACCACAUUUGCAAAGUUGUACCACCUCGUCCUAGACUGUGCAAACAAAUCAAGAUGAAUGCUCAAUAAACUUUUUCUCCGGUUCUGUUUUUUCUGUGUUCCUUUCUACAGGUCCCAGUUAAUGGAUUCUGACAUGGAUUAUGAAAGGCCAAACGUAGAAACUAUCAAGUGUGUUGUGGUUGGGGACAACGCAGUGGGCAAGACCAGGCUCAUUUGUGCCCGUGCUUGUAAUGCCACACUGACUCAGUACCAGCUUCUUGCUACCCAUGUGCCCACAGUCUGGGCCAUUGACCAGUAUCGUGUUUGCCAGGAGGUGAGUGGUAUCUUUGUCAAUGGAUAAAUCACCUGGGAAAUCUCACUGGUGGAAAAUCAAUACCUGGGCUUAUAAGUGACACAAGCAACUGCUUUAUACUGAGUCAGACCAACAAUCCCUCUAGCCCAGUAUUGUCUGCACUGACUGGCAGUGGCCCUCCAGGGUUUAUCCUAACCCCCUAGAGAUGCCAGGGAUGGAACACUGAAUUUUCUGCAUGCAAAGCAGAUGUUCUACCAUUGAGCCACGACCCUUUCCCACCUCCUCACUUUAAUCUGGUUAAUCCUGGGUUUGAGGAGAAUCAGAUUCCCUCCAGUGAUCAACAGUAAUUCUGGGCAAAACAUUUUUCCCUGCUCUGUUUUUCUGUGAGGAAGUUUCCAUUUUGAAAAUAAUAAUAAUAAUAAUAAUCAUAAAAUGAAUUGGCUCAAGUAAUUAAUACAGUGCUGAUCAAAUUGGGCAGCUUCAAAGUUGAGCCCCCUUCCCCCAAUUUCUGUCCAUACAGAGCUUGUGUAUAUAUAUAAUAAACAGAAAUGGAUAUCUCAUUUUUGACAUGCCAAAAUUAGUAAGCCUUCAUUUUUUCCCAUCUGAAAUUUAAACAAUGUAAGGGAAGGGCAUGUGGUUGAAUAGUUGUGUCCAUACUGUGAGAGUGCAAGCCUACUUAGUCUCAUUGCUUUUAGUAAGCUUACUCCCAGGUAAGUGAAUGUAGUAUUGCAGCCUAAAUUAGGUAUAUUAAAUUUAUUUUGCCCUAAUCAAAUCUUCCAUUCAGAUAUGUACUUCUGAUGGGUGGAGUGGGGGAAGCUUUUGAGAUUGUGCUCCCAAUCAAAUUAAAUAAUUGAAAAGAUUUCUGGGGAGGGGGGUGAAAUGUGGAGGAAAAAAAAUAUUCAGCCCUUUCCUGAAAUCCUGCAUCACUGAUUAUCAGACUAAAAAGCUACUGGGCAUUGCAGUCCUCCUAGUCCUUUCUAUUCAUUUGAAGUAUGUAAUCUUUUUGCCUUCUCUCAGGUAUUGGAGCGCUCUCGAGAUGUGGUAGAUGAUGUUAGUGUGUCCUUGAGGCUUUGGGAUACCUUUGGAGACCAUCACAAGGACAGGCGCUUUGCUUAUGGAAGGUCAAUAUUGAUUAUCUGGUGCAGUGCUAAUGAUGAACAUGGAGCAGACGUUCAGUCUUGGCUUAGAAGCUCACUGGGUGGUCAAGUGCAAGCAAACAUGUCUCAGUCUGGUCUACCUUGCAGGAUGGUUGUGUCCUGCAAAGGAGCCAGUUUCGCCCCUCCUGGAGGGGUGUCCUUCAUGGGACCCGCUAUACCUUUUCCCAUACGGUUGUCUGUCAUUGCUGUGAGAAAAGCUUUGUGCUUCUUGUGGUGAGACAAAACCUGCUCCCACCCCUCACUUAUGCUUUAAAGACCUGGCAAUCACUGACAGAAUCCUUCAGGGUGGAGACGGGGUAUGUAAUGUAUAAGGGAAACAAAAGGGGAAGCCAGGCCUGAUCUCUGACCUGAUGGAUAUGUAAAGUGAGCAACAACAUGCUUGAAAUCCAUUACACAAAAUUAAAACAAUAAUCUAAACAAGUGAAACUCAAACCUAAUCCAUCAACAGGAACACCAAUGCUAAGGAGUAGAGAGCUCAGCCAAGGUAAUAGUCUCAACUCUACUUAGAGAUAAAAAGAAUUAUAAUCACACAAAGGCCUUCAGAGCAAAUGUCAAGAGGCCUUUGCAAAGUGUUGCAAGUUGGAAAUGACAGAGGAGACUGAACCUCCCUAGGAAAAGAGUUCCCAUGGAUUUGGUGCAAAUUUUAAAAAGGCCCUGUCUCAAGAAACCACACCCUGGAUUCCAGGCAGUUAGGGGACCUGGAACAGGGUGUUGGAGGAAGAUCUUAAUAUGAGGCUAGAUUGAUAUAGCAGGUGAUUUCAUAUUAUACUCCACUGGUGGGGAGUGGAAUGUCCUAGCAAUAUACCAGCCCUUCCUCAAAAUACACACUAUGUGUUGAUAUGUAGUAGCAGGCAUCUCAGAUGGAACAAGUGGAAGAUGGGUGGUUACCGAGCCUAAAAUAUACAUAAAAGCCCACUCUUAGGGUUUUGCUAUCAUGGAGCACUUAACCAAGAAAUGAAACCUAAGUGGACAUAUGCAGAUGAAGGGGUGAGGGCUAUGCAAAUAGGACCAGGCACAUUUUUCAGUGACUCCAACCAAGUUAUCUGGGACAGAGUAAAUGCUCUUUUAUCUGAGACAACCCCUUGCCAUAAACACGGGGGGCUGUUGGGACAGGAAGCAGCUUUAGCCUUUUCCCCAAUGUUGUCCCCAGGUUCCUCCCUUAAUUUGCUGAUACUUAAAUUAAUGCUUGCCACACACUCCUAUGAGAGCAAAUAGAAUUCUCCAUGGGGGGGCAAUGUACCACUAUGGUGGUAGUGGUAACAAUGAGCACAGGGUACACAUAGACCCAUUCCAAACACACACACACAAUACACACACACACACACACACAGACAAACACUUGCAAAGACAGCACUGGAUUUGCACCAAAACCUUGGGGAAAGUUGGGGUGUGCAUUGCACCUGGAGAGACUGGGUGUCAUCCUGCAGGGUGCAUGCUUGCACCAAGAGGUGCUGACUAAUGUAAAGAGAGGGCUUGCAGAGACCAAAGUGAUAACUAACUCUUGCCUCCUCUCUGUCCACAGAUCUGACGUUGUAGUAUUAUGCUUCUCCAUUGCUAAUCCCAACUCCUUACACCAUGUGAAGACCAUGUGGUACCCAGAGAUCAAGCACUUCUGCCCCCGAGCUCCUGUCAUCCUUGUAGGCUGCCAGCUUGACCUUCGCUAUGCUGACCUAGAAGCAGUAAAUCGAGCUAGGCGACCUUUAGCCAGGUAGGAUGGCUUUGGUGGGCUGGGGAAGCUAAACUGUGGUUGGGCAUCACAGGUGCCACGUUUCAUAGACGACAGGACAGGGAGUUUGUGGCAUUCCCGGGCUAGAGCACGAAGACUCAUGCACUUGCCUAUGGCACAAUGUCAGGUCUGUCCUCCAGUGCUACACUGUUACCUGCUCCCUGGCUCGGCAACACGGAAGACAAAGGUGGGGAUGCUAGAUUUAGAUUUGACUUGUGGCAUCAUUGUCAGAAAGGUUAGCCAUCGCUAGUUAGGCCAUGGAAGCUGGUCCUUUAGGGCAGGCUUCCUCAACCUUGGCCCUCCAGAUGUUUUGAGACUACAGUUCCCAUAAUCCCUGACCACUGGUCCUGCUAGCUAGGGAUCAUGGGAGUUGUAGGCCAAAAACAUCUGGAGGACCAAGGUUGAGGAAGCCUGCUUUAGGGCAAAUGGGAUCCUGUCCCACCAACCUCCGCCAGCCAGGCUGCCUUCUUACUUAGUCUAGGGGGUGACGCUGCUUGUCAGUUCCUCCUCCUCAGUCUUCUUGUUGCACUUGUAGAGCACAGCAGGGAAGAGGGUGGGCACAAAACUAGAAUUGGUUCCAUCUGUCAUUGGCCUCCCUGUAUUCUGCCCUAACAGUCCCAAUGGACACCAGUGACCACUGUAGUUAAGCAGAACAAGCAAAUUGAAUAAUAGUCCUUGGUUGAAGGAGAAAGGCAGUAUGUGCAGGGAUUUAGUGUGUAUCGAACCUUCUAGUGUACAAGUCUUCAGCUUCUGCAGGUUCCUGCUCCAUCUACAUUGUGGGCAGGGACAAUUGGGCAACUAGUGCAGACUGUUCCCUGGAUGGCCCCACACCUGGGUUGUUGUUUUUUAAUAAAACUUCUCAUGCUUCCAAUUUAGCUCUGGUACCAGGCAGAAAGCUCUCUUGGCUAGGGCCAUGGGACACAUUCUGAGAGUAUGGAGAGUAGAAAACAAACUGCAAAAAUAAGAGAGGAAAGGCAGUAGGGGCAAAGGCAGGUACAGCCAGAUAAUGAGGAUCCACACCUGAUAGUUUUCGCCUUGUGAAUUGCCACUUUUCUACCUUAGGCUGACUUACCUCUGUCAUUUGCCUUGGAUUGCUGAGCAGAUGUAAAACUAGUUUUCCCCUUCCUGGUUUUUUCCUCUCUCUCUCCAGACCGAUCAAACCAAAUGAAAUUCUCCCCCCAGAGAAGGGGCGAGAGGUGGCCAAAGAGCUGGGGAUCCCUUAUUAUGAGACCAGCGUAGUAGCCCAAUUUGGCAUUAAGGAUGUCUUCGACAAUGCCAUUCGAGCUGCCCUCAUCUCCCGCCGGCAUCUCCAGUUCUGGAAGUCUCACCUGCGUAAUGUCCAGAGGCCGUUGCUCCAGGCCCCUUUCUUGCCCCCCAAGCCACCCCCACCCAUCAUCAUUGUUCCUGACCCUCCUUCCAACAAUGAGGAGCGUCCAGCCAACCUGCUGGAGGACCCCUUGUGUGCGGAUGUCAUCCUGGUGUUGCAAGAGAGAAUCAAAAUCUACGCGCAUAAGAUCUACCUCUCCACCUCCUCCUCUAAGUUCUACGACUUGUUCUUGAUGGACCUGAGUGAGGAGAGCCAGCAGGGGAUGACAGGAAGCGGCACCGGGGCUGGUGUUGCUGAGCGGACCCUCCAUCAGGAGGAGAGGCAUCACCACGGCCGGGAAUUCCUCCUGAGAGCUGCUAGUUUUGAUAUCUGUGAGAGUGCUGAGGAAGCUGGCUCUGGCCAGCAAAAACCGUGCCUUAGAGCCUCCACCAGCGAUGGGAUAUUGCGGGGCAAGAACUAUGGGGAGCGAGGGCUAAAACGGGGGCGGAUCCUCUCCUCUUGGAGCCGUGCCUUUGUCAGCAUCCAGGAGGAGAUGGCAGAUGACCCCAUGACAUACAAGCCCCGACUUAUGGUGGUGGUGAAGAUGGACCCUUCUAUCCAACUGGGGCCCUUCAGGGCUGUGCUCAAAUAUCUGUACACAGGGGAGCUGGAUGAGAACGAGAGGGACCUGAUGCAUAUUGCCCACAUUGCUGAGCUGCUAGAAGUCUUUGACCUCAGGAUGAUGGUGGCCAACAUCCUGAACAAUGAGGCAUUCAUGAACCAGGAGAUCACCAAAGCCUUCCACGUCAGGAGAACCAACCGGGUUAAGGAGUGUCUGGCCAAGGGGACUUUUUCUGGUACGCUCUAGAGCACUGGGUAGCCUUGUGGGGCAUGGCUAUUGGGACCAAUGUCGUUUGAUUUCCAGGAUGCGGGGGACUCAGAUGAAUUUGGGUAAUGAGCUAAAGUAACAGGGUGGGACAAGACAUUGUUCUCACCCUGGCUUAAGUGUUGCUUUGGAAGCCCUUUAGGAGCCACCUUCGUUAGGAAGAAUGAAUUAGUAGAAUUUUUGAUUGCACUACUUCAAAUGUUUCUGGAUGUCCAAGUUGGGUUGUUUUUUUUUUAGUGUUCUGCCAUGUAAUCAAACUCCUUGCAUGUGGUAAAUACUAUGUCAGAAAGAAGAUGGUUCGUUUUUUGAAUAGCAUUAGCUUUUUCUAAGCUCACCCAUCUAAAUGAAUCCUACUUAAUAGAAAAAAACAUAGGGAAAAUGACUAGGGGAAACCCAAUAUAAAUAAUAAAAUUAUUAUUAGUAUUAUUUAAAUUAUUAUUAAAUUAUUCUUAGGUCUUUCUUCUCUGUUUUGAAUAAACACGAGCUCUUUUUUAUUUUUAGACUGGAGAGCAGAUACACACACACUUUAAAGUGGUAAUGUCUAAACAAGCUUUGGCCCUUGGUUCUGCUGAAUAUAGGAGCUGGCCCUCAUAUAGCUCUUCUGAAUAAAUACGAAGGCUGCUUUCACCACCAGAUGGUUGUCUGUUCCAUUACUCAGGGCUCCUUGCUGUUUCCUGUGCAGGAGCCAAUUUAAUUGUAUUUUUGCUUGCCAGUCAUAGUGCAGAAAAUUCUGUUGCAUUGUCCAGUUUCCUGCUCUUCCUGUCAUCCAUAUAGUUAUGUUGCUAUGAAGGCCUGGUGAUUGUUACGGGUGCUAUUAUUUGGGCUACAAUCACUAACAUUCAAUGAAAUUUCCCUUCUGAUUAAUCCUGUAGAUCAGGGGUGGGGGACCUAUAGUCCUCCAGAUGUUGUUGAGCUCCAACUCUCACCAGCAUGACCAGUAAUAAGGGAUUAUGGGAGCUGUAGUUCAUCAACAUCUGGAGGGCCACAGGUUCCUCACCUCUGCUGUAGAAUAAACACAAAGGCCAGGAAGAUUCAUUCCCUCCUGUCCUGGCCAUUUCUGGGUUAUGUGAAAUAUCAUCAUUAUCCUACGCCUCACCCAGUUCCUGUUUGUGGGAUGUCUGAAUUGCCUUUUUAAGCCUUAGAAGCCUUUGCAUCAUAUUUACAGAGCAAUUCUCAACAUGUUUACUCAAAUAUCUCAUUAUUGUUUCAUGUGAUAACUUCCUAGUAAAUGUGUUUAGGAUUGUGCUGUUGGUUUUGGCUAGCUUUGGCACAACUUGCUAGCCAUUGAGGUUGUAGAUGAGCUUUGCUGCAUAGCUAAAUUAGGGCAUGAUAUGGAAAUUUCAUUGAAUGUUAAUGAUUGUAGCCCCAAAUAAUAGCUCCCAGAAAAAGAUCAAAUAGAUAUAGAAACCCAAAACUCACAGCUCAAAGCUAAUCUGCACAAUUACUUUGUAGAUGGGGGAAAUUGCUGUAGGUGACUUUAUUCCUUCAGUAUUUUUUUUUUUUUGGGGGGGGGGGAUAUGUUCUUGUGGAAGUGCCAUCUUCUAGCCUGUAGUAUCUCAUUAGUUUUCUCUGAGUUGUAUACGGUGCUAGUCCUAUUCGGAGUAGAGCCAUUGAAGUUAAUGGCCAUGACUAGCUUAGGUUGGGCCUACUCUGAGUAGAACUCAAGUUGGCUACAACUCCCUGUUACUAUGUGAUGGUAAAGCACAGUCCACAAACAUAAAAACAUUUGCUUAUGUUUCUUUCCUUGUUUGCAGAUGUCACCUUUAUGCUGGAUGAUGGUGCUAUCAGUGCCCACAAGCCCUUGCUAAUCUCCAGUUGUGACUGGAUGGCUGCUAUGUUUGGGGGUCCGUUUGUGGAGAGCUCAACCCAAGAGGUGAGGCCACCAUGAGCAUGAAAAGCUCCAGACUGAAUUAUCAUCUCUCUAGUUUUUCAACUUAGACAUAGCUCCAACUAAUACUUGGACCCCAUUUCAUACUGUGUGCAACUUCAAUUUUUUUGUCCACACUACACCUGAGCAGAUCUUUUGAUGAGCAAAUGUUUUCAUUUCUUUCAGCUGCUGAGCUAAGAUCCCUGGGGUUCGGGAGGGAGUAGAGCCUGCGUUUUGCUUUUUACACAGUACUCUCAGCAUCCAGGCGAAAGGGAAGAAAAGGGGAGAUGGUAGGGAAGGGUUUUAGGGCAAGUCCCAUUAUGUGGGGCUUGGAGGGGAAGAUGCUAUAUGUUUUAUACAGUAAUAAGGGAUGGACUGGGGGCAGUGCUCAGAUUACAGGGUAUCCAGCUCCCUGACCUUUUGUGGUUUUUAGAAGGCUUUGGGGACACAGUUUGGCUAAAAGGAGUCAAGACUUAUAGUUUUUACUGAGGACCUUCUACCUUUUCUCCCACAAUUUGAGCACGCUUCAAGCAGGGGGGCAUUGUAUUGAAAGCCAACCCUAUGAUGAGGUGGCCAUUUCAAGCAAUAGAUUUUAGGUGCCAGUAAAGGUGGCAGAGUGGGAAACAGCCAGGACCCACCAAGAAGUCCUUUUAUACAAGCUCCAUGAAAAUAAAUGGAAGCUAUGCAGAUUAUGUCCCAUUUUAAUGAGCGAGGAGGAGAAAUACUGCUUGAAUUUUCCAACUUCAGAAAGAAACUGUCCUUGGCCAGCAGUGUGGUCAGCACUUUGGAAAGGUCCUUUCCCUUCUGAAACCGUUGCAAACGGCAGACAAUCUGUGCAAGACUACCUAUGUUAUGUCAACCUUGAAACAACAUACAAAGGGACUUUUAGGACCCUGAUUUGCCUAUUGCAUUUUCAUAUGGCAAAUUCACACCCAUUUGCAAAAAUACAUAAAUUUGGUAACCUGGGAAUGGUGGUGCCCAUGUAUCUUUUUCACCAGGAUGUAAACAUUGUAAACCAGAUGCAGAGAAGGAGCUGGUACCUUACUAGGUAUGCUGAUGUGUGUGAAAAAUAUGCAACUUCCUGAUGCCCUGCUGUAUAUUAUUGAGGAAAUAAAAUGAUCACAAACUCUGCAGUUUCAAUGUCUUGUCCCUCUUGGGGCUCAACCAAAAGAUAUGGUAGGAACUGACUGUGGCUGCUUUCAGAGUGGUGUGAGUGUCUUCUGGACAGGCUCCAUUCUGACCUAAAAGUAUAAGAAGAUCCUGCAGAGAAGAGAUGAGGAGUCUGUAGCCCUCUAGAUGUUGUUGGACUCAAAAUUCUAUCAGCUGCAAUCAGCAUUGCCAGUGGGCUAGUAUGAUGGGAGUUGUAGUCCAGGGGCACCUGGAAAGCUGCAGGUUCCCUAUCUCUAUUGUGAAAGCAACAACAAUCCAUCCCAGUGAGUAGGGGGGAAACCCAGUAGCCUAUUCUCAGGGCAAGCUUUUAUAGGGCUCAAGCAAUAUCACAUGAUCCACUCUAGUCUAUUAAGUGCUAGGCUGCCUGAACACUCUAUAAUUCCCCUCAUUAGCCAGAGCAAAUGAGGUGGUACACAGGCUGGACUCCCUGCCCUCAACCAUUGGGUUGAAUAAAAGGGCAAAUAGAAGUGAAGAGUUGUUGUAUGCAGUUUUUCUGUAUCUCAGUAUGUUGUGAAAUUAACCCCUCUUGUGUGCAUGUCCUUGCUCUUACAGGUGGUUUUACCUUACACCAGCAAGAGUUGCAUGAGGGCAGUGCUGGAGUACCUGUACACGGGGCAGUUUUGUUCCACAUCAGACCUUGAUUACAUGAAGCUUAUCAUUCUUGCCAACCGCCUGUGUCUGCCACACCUAGUUGCACUGACAGGUAAUACUGGGGAGCUGCAGGCACAGUUCUGACUUCAUAGCUGUGAUCAGGCAUAAUAUGGGGCAAUGAAGGAGCUUAUGCCUUCUGCUUAACAGCGUGAAAGUACUGUGCUUUGAUCCUUCUCCUCACCUUUUGGAGUGGCAUUAGCUUAGGAAGCGGUGAUGUCGUUAGGUGUCAUUGUAUGAUAUGGAGAACCUUCCCUGAAGGCACUGAUGGGAUGAUAGGGUUUGAGGCAAGCCAUGAUAGGGUUUGAGGCAGUGUUCAAAGUAGGCUUACAUGGAGAUAGACAACAAGGGUGUGACUUUCUGGCUGACCCACUGCUUGUCUUGGUCUGGCCGGCAGGUGGCGCACUGUGCCCCUCUUCUGCCCUCUCUCAGGCCCCAGAAUGAGGAGAGGCUGAGCUGGGAGAAUGAACUGUUCUGCUUAAGAGAGGAGUGGAGUAUCACAUUUGUGAAUGCUCCACAGUUUAAAAAGUUUCCUUUUUAAACAAAAGUAGAGUGGGCUGACCUAGAACCUCUCCCCUUGAUUGAGAAGCUCGAUGUUUACUUGCAAGGUUUAAAACAAAAACAAAAACAUUUUUAAAAAAUGGCAGGCCCUACCUGACCCUGAAGGGGUCUGUGUCUUAUUCAGUGGAGUGGUGGGCUGCAGAUGCUGAGCUCUGAUGAUGUUGUUGUGGAGCACAUCAAGGGUGAGUCCAAACCCACUUAGCAUUUAUUGACAUACUGUGGCACCAAAUACAUAAGCAAUUCACUACUGUCCACAGGAUUGCUUUCCUCUGGAGUUGCCUAUUUUAUUUUAUGUAGAAAAAAAAAUUCAUGUAGAAAAGCAGGCCCAUGUGCUUGUUAGAACAGGAUUCAGUUUUGUCUCAACAAAUACAAAGUGAAUAUGGAUUUCUUCUCAAACUGGGUAAUUUAAAAACAAACAAACGAACUCCACAGCAAUAACCCCACAGCUGUGUUAGAAAACUUAGAAUCCAGUUUCUUCCUUGCUUAAAAACUGAAAGAAAAAGAUUGGUCUUUACCUAUUCUGCCCUAUUAGUCAGGAGGUCACACUGAUGCACUCUGACCUUAUUGUAUGUGUGUGUUUUUACAGAACAGUUCACGGUGUCUGGUCUGAUGGAAGCAACUCAGAUGUUAGUGGAUAUUGAUGGUGACGUCCUUGUGUUCCUGGAGCUGGCUCAGGUAUAAUAAACGGCUUGGUCAUAGUGAAUCCGUAGUGAUCCCUUGAGAUCAGUCACAUUGAACUCUGAGACUUGCUUCCCAGUCAUCUUGUACAGCAGUUGGCUCAAGGGGCCAAAUCUGGCAGAUUGCCACCAGGGACUCACCUGUCAGUUACACGUCACAUGACUGACAGGUGGGCAGGGUCCACCCCCACCCCCCUGCUUCAAAGAGCAUUUGCUCUUUGAAGCAGCUCAGCUUUUCCUUUAAGCAAGAGGGUAGGAGUAGCAGUGGCAGUGGGGUCCCCCCACGCACGCACCUCCCACUAAGGAAAGAAGUGAGAUCAACUGAUGAAUAGGGAUUAAAUUCCACUGCCUUGGCUGUGUGAUCCUGUUCCCUGUUGGGAACAGGGCACACAGCCAGUGCAAGAUUAAAUCCUGCCCUUCUGCCCAUCAGCGGACGUUACCAGUGGUAGGUGUGUUUUGGGGGAAAUGUUCUUGUGGGUCAAGCUGGACCCUCUGGUGGGCCAAGAUUGGCCCAUAUGCUGAAGGUUCCCUACCCAUUCUGUACAGGAUUGCACUGUUGGUAGCCCCAGUCAUUUCCUUAGCAGUACUGGCUAAAUUACCCUGUGGUGUUGUGCUGUGACUCAUGUCAAUAUCUUAUUUCCCCCCUCCCACAGUUCCAUGGUGCCUACCAGCUAGCCGACUGGUGCCUCCAUCAUAUCUGCACCAACUACAACAACAUCUGCCGCAAAUUUCCUCGAGAGAUGAAAGCAAUGUCAGCAGGUCAGCAUGGAAGAAUUAUGAGUUGUGCAUUGCCUUGGGUGUCCAUGAAGAAAAGCAACAAAUAAGAUUUUUAUAGCCGUUUCUUAAACAUGCACAAGAGUAUCAGUUUCAGCUUAGAGCCAAUUUGUAACCCUUGUAAUCUCAGAAAAACCCUUAAAAAUGGUUUAGAACACAUGAGGCCUGUUCCCAUCCCAUUCCUUCUAGUAGGAUUCCUCACUGCAGUUGCUGAUCCUCAGGGUUGGCUCCUGUCUGCGCCUCUCUUCCACUGAAAGCUGUUCUAACCCUUUCAGGUCAAUGGCUGAUGCCAUCUAGUUUUGCUUCAAAUAAAUUGCACAUUGACAGUUCAGAGCUUUGCAAACCAUCCACGUCUCCCCAGAUUGCUUUUCCCACAAACUUCAGCUGCAUGUUUGCAAUUCUGACUUUACUUUUUUAACUGUACUAGCAGGCUUUUAAAGUUCCUUCCUUCCUCCCAUUGCAGAGAACCAGGACUAUUUUGAGAAGCAUCGGUGGCCCCCAGUUUGGUACCUGAAGGAGGAGGACCACUAUCAGAGGGCCAGGAAGGAGCGUGAGAAGGAAGACUACCUCCAUCAGAAACGGCAGCCUAAGAGGAGGUGGCUCUUCUGGAAUGCCUCCUCCCCUGCCCAGUCACCUUCCUCAUCAGCAGCCACAGCUUCAUCUUCAUCUUCCUCCUCCUCCUCUGCUGUGGUCUGAGAGAUGCACUGCCCCUACACACACACACUCCUCUGUCUCUCUUGAGAGAAGGGAGCCUGCCACCCUGACCAACAUCUGGCUUGACAGGCUUAGAGAGGACACCACCAGCUAAAACCCUCAGUGGAGAAAACAAGCAUGAAUGUCCCUGGGAGGUUAGCAAGAACCUGUGCAGGUGGAGCUCAGGGUCUGGAGCAUCCUACAUCUUCACCCAGAGCUCUCUCCAUAGGGUCCCAGUCCUUGCUCAGCCAGUGUUGGCGCACAGCCGUUGGAGGUUGCCUGGGUGGAAUGGCAGGCGAGCCAGUUUUCUUUAGAAGGGGGCUCACUCAUCUAACAGGACACACCUCAUGUUUACAGGAAUGCAAGAGGUUUACUUUGAAAAUCUGCUACAAGGAAAAUGCAGUAGUUCUUCAUUGAUUUAAUGAGAGUUCCCGCACCUUUGCAAAAAAGAAAUUAUGGGGUGCCUCACACUGUCCGCCCCUCUGCACCAUGUCAUUUCAAGCUGCUGAAGACAGGCGCUGUGCCCCAGAAUUUUUUUUCUGGGCUUCUUUUCAUGACAAGGUGAUCAUUUUUCUGUUGCACGUCCACCCCUGGGGCCUAGCUCUAGGAUGUUUGCUAGCAGCAAGGCACAGAUCCUGGGAGCAUCAAACAGCUGUGGACCCUCCUCAUGAGAGGCAGGCCCUGCUAGAGGAGGCAUAGGCCAACAGAUGCUUCAGCUCUGCACUGAGACUGAAUUGCAACAGGAAAAAAGUCCUAGAACACAGAACAUGCCUGCUGUGGCUGGAAAGAUGCUGUUUUCUUUCUUUCUCUCAUUGCUUGCACACUACAAGUUACCAGGUUGGCUAGCCCAAUGAGACCAAGUUAAGAAAGUUGGCGAGGGAGUCUCUUCCAUCCUGGCCUGUGCUGGCCACGAUGUUUGGGAAUGUGCCGCUUCUGAAAGAAUUGGAAACUCCAGCAGUUGACACCGUUUUUAAUGAAGCAAACCAAUACACCAACUUGGAUUUUAGUGUGCAAGGUUGUGUUGUAAUAAAUGGUAUUUUGAAAAGAUG